Messenger RNA from Gopherus evgoodei (Goodes thornscrub tortoise), 6576 nucleotides. It is a transcript of the gene SEMA6A, whose product is annotated as semaphorin 6A. Gene Ontology annotation, molecular function: semaphorin receptor binding; chemorepellent activity. Lineage: Eukaryota; Metazoa; Chordata; Testudines; Testudinidae. Gene Ontology annotation, biological process: semaphorin-plexin signaling pathway; axon guidance; negative chemotaxis. The record is from RefSeq and is a predicted model, not a curated record. The coding region runs from base 583 to 3717 and encodes 1044 amino acids. The transcript has 20 exons.
CUCGGAGACUAGCAGUGGGAAGAAAGGCAGGGCACAAGGAGAGAGGUUGCUCUGAACUCCUCUACAAACACAGUUCAAUGACCAGGAGCUUUGGGCUAAAGCAACCGCGCUUUUCUGCCGUGGCGCACAGAGUGCCGCCUGCCUAGGAGUUUUCCUGAAGCAGCCUCUACACCUGGCGCACUUUUGGUAGAAAGGGAGCAGGACAAGACCCUGAAAUGACUUAUCUCCUAAGAUUCGACUGAAGGGGACUUCCUGGAGUGGGAUCCUAGUGGAAUUUGGGUUUGGAGAGGAGUUGCUAAACCUUUUUUCCUCUUCCCCCUUUUCUCUCCCGUCAUUGGAAAUGAGCAAAUUGCAUUUGCAUUCCAGAAAGUAGCAAUAUUAAACAUCCCAUCCCCCAAAGAAGCACACAUGUAGUAAUAACAAAGGAUUGCAAAGGAGAGAGUGGAUCCAGUUUCCCAGAGAGAUCCCUUUAAAUGGAUUACUAAAUGGGACACUACAUCAGCUAGUUCUGUCCUCUAGCUGCCUAGAUACAUGCACCGAAAAGGGUGAAGUGAAGAAGUAAAGUCUCCCCGCUGAAUUACUAUGAGGUCAGAAGCCUUGCUGCUAUAUUUCACACUGCUACACUUUGCUGGGGCUGGUUUCCCAGAAGAUUCUGAGCCAAUCAGUAUUUCGCAUGGCAACUAUACAAAACAGUAUCCGGUGUUUGUGGGGCACAAGCCAGGACGGAAUGCCACACAAAGGCACAGGCUGGACAUCCAGCUGAUCAUGAUAAUGAACAGAACUCUCUACAUUGCUGCUAGGGACCAUAUUUAUACUGUUGAUAUGGACACAUCACAUACAGAAGAAAUUUAUUUUAUCAAAAAACUGACAUGGAAAUCUAGACAGGCUGAUGUAGACACAUGCAGAAUGAAGGGAAAACAUAAGGAUGAGUGUCAUAAUUUUAUUAAAGUCCUCCUGAAACGAAAUGAUGAUACCUUGUUUAUCUGUGGAACAAAUGCCUUCAACCCUUCUUGCAGGAACUAUAAGAUGGAGACACUGGAGUUCCUAGGAGAUGAGUUCAGUGGAAUGGCCAGGUGUCCCUAUGAUGCAAAACAUGCCAAUGUUGCACUGUUCGCAGAGGGAAAGCUGUAUUCUGCCACAGUGACUGACUUCCUUGCAAUAGAUGCAGUCAUUUACCGGAGCCUUGGAGACAGCCCAACCCUGCGGACAGUCAAACAUGACUCAAAAUGGUUAAAAGAGCCAUACUUUGUCCAGGCGGUAGAUUAUGGUGACUACAUCUACUUCUUCUUUCGGGAAAUAGCAGUGGAGUACAACAGUAUGGGGAAGGUAGUUUUCCCAAGAGUGGCUCAGGUUUGCAAGAAUGACAUGGGAGGAUCUCAGAGAGUUCUGGAAAAACAGUGGACUUCCUUUCUCAAGGCUCGCCUGAACUGCUCAGUUCCUGGCGAUUCACACUUCUACUUUAACAUACUGCAGGCUGUUACGGAUGUUAUCCAUAUCAAUGGCCAUGAUAUUGUCUUGGCAACCUUUUCCACUCCUUAUAACAGCAUCCCUGGCUCUGCAGUCUGUGCCUAUGACAUGCUUGACAUUGCCAAUGUAUUUACUGGGAGAUUCAAAGAACAAAAGUCUCCAGAUUCUACGUGGACACCAGUCCCUGAUGAGCGAGUGCCGAAACCCAGGCCAGGUUGCUGUGCUGGCUCUGUAUCAUUAGAAAAGUACAUAACCUCCAAUGAGUUCCCAGAUGAUACUCUAAAUUUCAUCAAAACGCAUCCUCUCAUGGAUGAGGCUGUUCCUUCAAUUGUCAGCAGGCCCUGGUUCCUGAGGACGAUGGUCAGAUACCGUCUGACCAAAAUUGCAGUAGACACUGCUGCUGGGCCACAUCAGAAUCACACGGUGGUUUUCCUGGGAUCAGAGAAGGGAAUCAUAUUGAAGUUCUUGGCCCGGACAGGAAACAGCGGUUUCCUAAAUGAUAGCCUUUUCCUGGAGGAGAUGAAUGUUUACAAUCCUGAAAAGUGCAGCUAUGAUGGGGUAGAAGACAAAAGGAUUAUGGGAAUGCAGCUUGACAAACAUAGCAGGUCUCUGUAUGUAGCAUUCUCUACCUGUGUGAUAAAGAUUCCCCUGGGACGAUGUGAGCGUCAUGGCAAGUGCAAAAAGGCCUGCAUAGCCUCCAGAGACCCAUACUGUGGCUGGGUGAAGGAAGGUGGGGUAUGCACACAGCUGUUAUCUGGUGUAAAGUUGGCAUUUGAGCAAGACAUAGAGCAUGGCAAUACAGAUGGCCUGGGUGACUGCCAAAAUUCCUUUGUAGCACUGAAUGCCAUUUCAACUGUUUCACCAGCUCAUGAAAUAUCUUACAACACAGUGUAUGGCCACUCCAGUUCACUAGUUCCAAGUACCACCACUUCUGACUCUCCAGCUCAAGAGGGUUAUGAUACUAGGGGACGUAUGCUGGAUUGGAAGGAUCCGGUUGGCUCAUCUGAAAACACAGAUCCAUAUGCAGCAGUCUCAUCCCAUAAUCACCAAGACAAGAAGGGAGUGAUUCGUGAGAGCUAUCUCAAAGGUCAUGAUCAGCUGGUGCCGGUCACCCUCCUGGCCAUUGCAGUUAUUCUUGCUUUUGUCAUGGGGGCCGUCUUCUCGGGAAUCGUAGUUUACUGCAUCUGUGACCAUCGCCGCAGAGAUGUGGCUGUUGUCCAGAGGAAGGAGAAGGAGUUGGCCCACUCCCGCCGCGGCUCCAUGAGUAGUGUUACCAAGCUCAGUGGUCUCUUUGGAGACACACAAUCCAAGGAGCCAAAACCAGAAGCUAUCCUCACACCUUUGAUGCACAAUGGUAAACUUGCUACCCCGGGCAGCACUGCCAAAAUGUUAAUCAAAGCUGACCAGCACCACCUGGACUUGGCUGCUCUGCCAACCCCUGAGUCCACCCCAACCCUGCAACAGAAGAGGAAGCCUAGCCGUGGUAGCCGGGACUGGGAAAGAAACCAGAACCUUAUCAAUGCCUGCACAAAAGAUAUCCCCGCAAUGUCAUCACCUGUGAUUCCAACUGACCUGCCUCUCAGGGCUUCUCCCAGCCACAUCCCAAGUGUUGUAGUCUUGCCAAUCUCUCAGCAAGGCUAUCAGCAUGAGUAUGUUGAUCAGCCAAAAAUGAGCGACAUGGCACAGAUGGCCAUGGAGGACCAGAAUGCCACACUCGAAUACAAAACCAUAAAGGAGCAUCUCAGCAGCAAAAGUCCCAACCAUGGGGUUAAUCUGGUGGAAAAUCUGGAUAGCAUGCCACCAAAAGUACCCCAGAGGGAAGCCUCAUUGGGUCCUCCUGGCUCCUCUCUGGCUCAGAGUGGUCUGGGCAAGCGAUUAGAAAUGCAUUCCUCUGCUUAUAAUGUGGACUACAAGAGAAACUACCCUACGAACUCACUCACGAGAAAUCAUCAGACAUCAACUCUCAAAAGAAACAAUACUAACUCCUCUAAUUCCUCCCACCUCUCUCGAAAUCAGAGCUUUGGCAGGGGAGACAACCCUCCACCUGCCCCACAGAGAGUGGACUCUAUACAAGUCCAUGCUGCUCAGGCACAGGCUGUGACUGUCUCUAGGCAGCCUAGUCUCACCGCGUACAACUCGCUGACAAGGUCUGGGUUGAAACGUACACCUUCCCUAAAACCGGAUAUACCCCCCAAACCUUCCUUUACCCCACUUUCAACAUCCAUGAAGCCCAAUGAUGCGUGUACAUAAUCACAGUGGGGUGGGGGGACAGCAAUGAAACAGAGUUUGCCCUUUAAAGCCAGUGUUCUGCAACUGCAUCACUAGUUCCAAUUGACAAGAAGGCUGUUGUUAAGCUGAGGAUGUGUUGAUCCUGCUCUCUGGGAAAAGUGGAAUAUUUUUUAAACCGAGCCAUCUGAUCUGUGGUGAAGGUUUCAAACUGCAGGACUCACCCCCACUACCUGACAGUUCUUUACUCAAAACACUAACUUAGCAUCACAAACAUUGAGCCAAAAGCACACAGGUGAAUGACGACUGUGACAUUUCACCCCCAAUUGCACAGUGCAUUCCUGAACUGGGAAAGAGUGCUCUGAAAAGCAAAGCAAAUAAAAGAACUUAAAAAAAUAAAAAUAAAUACAAAAUUCAUUGAUAAAGCUAAUUCUGACUUAACAAUGGCAGAAGUUUACUAUGUGCAGGUACUGUGAAAUGCCCAUCAGUGUUACAGCCAUUUGGUUAUAGCAGAUAAAUGCCACGUUGGGCAAAACUAUGUCAUAGAUUUCUGCUACUCUUCUUUUAAUGAAUAACAUGUGACUGUUAACGCAAAUAACUCCUAUUAUUUAUUGUUCGUCUUUUGUUUUUCCUAAGGAAAUGACUUCUGCAUAUCAUCCUAUGAGCAGCUCUUCAGAAAAAAUACAUUGAAAAUUAUACCUAUUUAACAUGAAACCCAUUAACUGGAGUAAUUAAAACUCUUUUAUUUUUCCAAUAAAUUCACUGAGUUAAAUAAGUUGGAGCUGGAAUUCUGAACUUUGUGUUUGGACUGUUCGAUCUCUAGCUGAAAAAAGGGGAAUAUUUAUUUAAUUCUGUUAGUUAAUUUGCUUGCUGGGCUUCUGAUCUAUGACAGGCAACCAACAAAAUCCCCUGAAUUUAUAACUCCUAAAGCAACUGCAAAAGAAACUCUUUAAAAACUGCACAUUUGUGCACCAUUGCUGUCAACAUAGCUUUGUCAGUCAUUAAUACUUUCUGGAAGGCACCAGCUUGUGAUGUGCCAUCUCAUUUCACCUUGCAUGUGAGACGGCAAACAAAAUCCACAAACAGUGUGAACUAAUUAAUAUGCCGGCUGUUACCAUGCAUAAAUUAUGGUCUUAUCACACGGGUUUUUCUUGGGAAUACGUCUGUGAAUAGCCUGUUUUCUUCCACAUGUAAAUUUGUGCCUUACACCCUCAGUUGUGUAUAUUUGUGAGCUGUAGUAUGUAAAACCUUCCCCUCCCCCGCCCUUUGAAUAAAUGCAAAUAUUUAUUUACCUUCCCUCUCCUAAGCCCCCCUGAAGAAUUGGAGUAAAGAAGUUCAAAGAAGAAUGUAGUGGUUAUUGUAAUAACACCAUAUCCAUCAAGAAAUUAGAGUAGUACUAUACCCUCCAAUUCAGUUUAACUUUCAAAUUGUGCCAAUUCUGCCCUCAAACCACCCCUAGGCUAUGCUGGCAGCAUAGACACCGUAUUGUGGUUGGCAAUUUCCUCCCCCUUAUACUUUCAUAUCAUUUCAGUAUGGUGAUAUUCAUAUUAGCCAGCAGAGAAAUGAGUAAUGUACUGUCUCCAAGUCUGAGUUGUCCACUAGAUAGAGACAAGCACUGUGUGUGACUGGCCAGCCACUGGAAGCAAGCCUCAAUGACACAUGCUGCUGUGUGCAUGCACAGUAUACAAAAUGAAGUGAAAUGGAAGUAAGAUGAGGCAAGCUGGUUCCUGCUGUAACUGAAUAAGGCCAUCCAGAACAAUGCUGCAAAAAACCUUCAGUGGGAAUUAAUUUUGAUUUUACUUUUUUCCUUUGCAUGUGGCCUGAGUGUGCCCGUGCCCGUGCAUAAGGUCUUUUACAAUUUUUCAGUCAUUCAUGCACAAAGGUAGAUUUGUUUUUAAUCUGUUAUAAUAACUAUGUCAACAUACUGUAGAAAAUAAGGGAGGGCCAUUUUUGUGUUUUAGCUACUGGGCAGUAUAUCUGGGGAGGGGAGGUUGUUUUGAUUGUUUUUUUAAAAUUUUAUACCCAAUUUGUUUUGCAGAGGUUUUGGUUUUCUUUCCGAACAAUCAAAAAGAAAGAGUGCAAGUCAGCUAGUGUGUAGAUGGUAUUUAGAAAGUCCGGAUGGUCUAGACCAAAGUGUGUAACAAGGGUGCUUGCAUGUUCUUUCAUUCCAUCAUUGCUUCUUUUAUAAAACUGACUUGUUCACCAUUAUGAACUACACAGACUGCUGUAGAUAGAUUGUAUCCAAAGCAAUGCUUUUUUUAAUUAAACCCUUCAGAACAGUAUGUAGCAGGAAAGUCUUUUUUUUCUUUCAAAAAACAAAAAAGUAGCAGCAGCAGCAACUUGCAACCUUUUCCCCCAAACUCCCAUCCCUCGAGUACCAAAUGUGCAGUGCCCAUUGCUAUUAUUAAGCAAAGCAUUCUGACAUCAUGUAGAAGUGAAUAAUCACUGCAACAGCCUUGCACAGAGAUAUGCCUUUGUAAUAUGCAUCACUUCAGUUACUGGGUUGACCUUGAAAUGCUCAUUUUGUACUCAGUGGGUCUUUUGUUUUAAUCCUCCCUCACCCCAGUCUCCCUGCACCCCUCACUUGGAGGGGUACAUAAAUCUUAAGUGUGCCUUUGCUUUCCACCCUUGAUAUACACUGGUAGAUGCAACAAAUUCAGACUCUCAUUUGUUGUAAAGUUGUAAAAUAUUGUGAUGUCACUGAUUUUCCUUCAUCUCCACAUCCCCCUAACAUCUGAGUCACAACUUAAUGUAUGUUGUAAAAAAAAAAAAAACAAAAACAAAAAACCAGAAAGAACAGGAAAAAAAGGAAAAAAAAAAAAGAAAAGGAAAGGAAAAAGCUCUUGAUUGAAUAAGGUAAUAAAACUAGUCUGUUCUACCUUA